AUGAAUACAAAUUUUAGUAAUGAAUUACAACAAUUACAAAUGGAGCUUCGUGCUCAAAAUUUUGAUAUUAUUCGAUUUUCUACAUACCGAACAGCAUGUAAAUUACGUUUCAUUCAAAAGAAACUUAACUUUCAUCUUCUUGAUUUAUUAAAUGUAGCUGAAUCACUUCGAGAAUCUCUGAAAAGUUUAUCUUCUGAAACAACUCCAAAUCAUUUUAUAUCAAAUCAAUCAUGUCUAUUAAAUAAUAAUAAAUUUCUUUCAAUAAAUCAUUUAACUAUAUUUCUUACAUCAAUCUAUACAAAUUUAAAUAAACGUUUACCAUUAUCUCAACAAAUAUUGCAUAUAGAUAAAUCAGUACAGUCCGCUAUAGCAUGGUUUUUAUAUGUUUAUAAUAUUAAUAAUGUUUCCAUACGUUUUAAUUCCUUUCGUGUUGUACUUAUACUCUUAUGUACCGGUAAAUUAGUAGAUAAAUUACGUCAUUUAUUUACAUCUUAUUUUUCUACAUCAUUGUCAAAUACAUUAACACAUGGACAGAUAGAUGAACUUUUACAUGAAAUUCUUGCAUUACCAUACGCUUUAAAAGAAAUUUCACAUUCCACAUAUUGUAAAAAUUAUUCGCAAUCAAUAUUUUCACAAUCAUCAUCGUCGAUUACUCUUAAUGAUUUUCUCGAUAUAUUAGUUUAUAAUGAUAAAACACCUAAUUGUUUACAAUGGCUUAUUGUAUUUCACCGUUUAAUAAGUGUUGAAAAUGUUAUUCAUCGAGUAAAAUGUUCAGCAUGUCAACGCCCAUCAUUUUCUGGUUUUCGUUAUAAAUGUCAACAAUGUCAUAAUCGAACAUAUCAAUUAUGUCAAGAUUGUUUUUGGCGUGGAAGAACUUCAAAUCAACAUUUAUCAACACAUGAAAUGAAGGAAUAUACAUAUUUUACAUCACCUAAUAAAGAUUUUCGACAGUCAAUUCGAAAAUCUCUUCAAUGUAUGCCAAAGAAUGAAAAACGUAAUCAAUUAUUAAGUCCAUUAACAGUUGAUAAAGAACAACAAUCAACAGAACAUACAGAUAUAUCUUUAUAUACAAAAAGACUUGCAUCAUUUACUGAAAAUGAAAAUAGUACAAAUACCAAAUAUUGUUCUCGAAAGAAAUAUAACGAUAAUCAAAAUGCAGAGAAAAAACUUCUUAUAUCAAAACUUGAAGCAGAAAAUAGACGAAUUCUUCAUGAAAUCAAUACAUUACGUGCACAACUUAAAUUUCGAUCUCUUGAUUAUCUUAAUAGUAAUGAUUAUGAUACAGAUAAUUUUUCUACAAUAGAACAACAAUAUUCUCAAACAUUACCUAAUCGAAAAUCGAAUAUUCAACAUGAUUGUUCAUCGUAUCCAUCAAAUUAUGAUAAUAAAUUAAGACGUGCUGGUUCAGUUGAAACAACUAAUAAAAAUUGUUAUAUCGAAGAUGAAUUAAGAAAAUUAUUAGCACGUAAAUAUCAUUUAGAGUCUCGUAUUGAUCAGUUACAACAAAGUCGAGAAGAAUUAACAACACAAUUAGAUAAUCUUGGAAGAAUUCUACAUGAUUCUACACAUUUACGACAGCGAUCCGCAACAUCCAGUCCAUAUACUCGCUCAUGUGUAUCACCAUCACGUAUAAAUACUCAAGUAAUCAAUUCAAAGAAUAUUUCAAAUCGAAGUUAUUCAACACCAACAACACCUAUUCAUAAUCAAUUCAUGAAUUAUUUACAUACUGAUCUUCUUCUAGCAGCUGAUUCUUUAACUUCAGCUUUAUCAACACUUGUUCAACAUUUAAAUACAAAAAAUACUGAACCAAAUCAAACAACAACAGCAACAGUUCAAACUCUAAAUGAAGACAAUUCAUAUUCUUACGAAAAUGGUAAUCCGGCUAAUACUGAUGAUUACCUUUUAGCAACAACAGAUAAUGAUAAUAAAAUAUUUAAUUCCACAUCAAUAAAUAAAAAUGUAUGA
This is a messenger RNA of Adineta steineri, 1965 nucleotides long. The record is from the annotation of a GenBank genome assembly. NCBI's taxonomy places the organism in Eukaryota, Metazoa, Rotifera, Eurotatoria, Adinetida, Adinetidae.